CGCGAAAUUUCUCUUAACUGAGGAUGCUAAAGCAGUUGUGCAGCGUCCGUCGCCUGCGUUGCUGGCGAUGGGAUUUGGACACUGCGAGCACCCGUCGCAGCGCGCUUCCGCUUUCUCUGACCCAACCAGUGAUGUCGGCCUCCGCCGUGACUCCGGAAGGACUCGCCGGGCCGCUGGAUGUGACGUAGGGGCCAGGGCGCGCCGGAUCCGCGGAGAAAGCGCAGAGAAGGCGGGUCUCGUCUGAGGUCUGGCAGUGAGAGACAGCCGGGCGUCCACGGCAGCACCAUGCCUGCACUUCUGGAGCGCCCCAAGCUUUCCAACGCCAUGGCCAGGGCGCUGCACCGGCACAUUAUGAUGGAACGGGAGCGCAAGCGGCAGGAGGAAGAAGAGGUGGACAAGAUGAUGGAACAGAAGAUGAAGGAAGAGCAAGAAAGAAGGAAGAAAAAGGAAAUGGAAGAGAGAAUGUCACUAGAGGAGACAAAGGAACAAAUUCUGAAGUUGCAGGAGAAGCUUUUGGCCCUACAGGAAGAGAAGCACCAGCUUUUCCUGCAGCUCAAGAAAGUUUUACAUGAGGAAGAAAAACGGAGGCGCAAGGAACAAAGUGACCUGACCACCCUGACAUCAGCUGCAUACCAGCAGAGCCUGACUGUUCACACAGGAACUCAUCUCCUUAGCAUGCAGGGGAGCCCUGGAGGACACAAUCGCCCAGGAACCCUUAUGGCAGCUGACAGAGCCAAACAAAUGUUUGGACCCCAAGUGCUUACGACCCGGCACUAUGUGGGCUCAGCAGCUGCUUUUGCGGGGACACCAGAGCAUGGGCAAUUCCAAGGCAGUCCUGGUGGUGCCUAUGGGACUGCUCAGCCCCCACCUCACUAUGGGCCCACACAGCCAGCUUAUAGUCCUAGUCAGCAGCUCAGAGCUCCUUCGGCGUUCCCUGCAGUGCAGUACCUAUCUCAGCCACAGCCACAGCCCUAUGCAGUGCACGGCCACUUUCAGCCCACUCAGACAGGUUUCCUCCAGCCUGGUGGUGCCCUGUCCUUGCAAAAGCAGAUGGAACAUGCUAACCAGCAGACGGGCUUCUCUGACUCAUCCUCUCUGCGCCCCAUGCACCCCCAGGCUCUGCAUCCAGCCCCUGGACUCCUUGCUUCCCCCCAGCUCCCUGUGCAGAUCCAACCAGCGGGAAAGUCGGGCUUUGCAGCUACCAGCCAACCUGGCCCUCGGCUCCCCUUCAUCCAACACAGCCAGAACCCGCGAUUCUACCACAAGUGACCAUCAGAUUAUUAUCUUCAGCACCAUACCCCCCAUCCCACUGUGGGUGAGGGUACCCCCUGUGUGUCCCAGGCCAAUAAAAUCUACCUGCCACUGCC
Molecule: messenger RNA, 1367 nt
Organism: Cebus imitator (Panamanian white-faced capuchin)
Lineage: Eukaryota; Metazoa; Chordata; Mammalia; Primates; Cebidae
Gene: GPS2
Product: G protein pathway suppressor 2
Exons: 11
Coding region: 286-1269 (327 amino acids)
Biological process (GO): regulation of transcription by RNA polymerase II
Cellular component (GO): transcription regulator complex
Molecular function (GO): transcription coregulator activity
Source: RefSeq, a predicted model, not a curated record